Molecule: messenger RNA, 2477 nt
Organism: Cyprinodon variegatus (sheepshead minnow)
Lineage: Eukaryota; Metazoa; Chordata; Actinopteri; Cyprinodontiformes; Cyprinodontidae
Gene: tedc1
Product: chromosome unknown open reading frame, human C14orf80
Exons: 8
Coding region: 280-1527 (415 amino acids)
Source: RefSeq, a predicted model, not a curated record
GGUUAAGGCGAUGGACUGCUAAUCCAUUGUGCUCUGCACGCGUGGGUUCGAAUCCCAUCCUCGUCGGUUUCCUUUUUCUCUCCGUAUUUUCACAGAAACUCCCUUACCGCGCUUUUUCUCGCUUUUUAUUUGACAAUGGCUGCUUGACCCGACCCACUCUGAUUUCUUAUUGGUCAACACCAACUUUCUGUUUCCUAGCAACAGCAGUGGAGCCGCACGGAGCCCGAUAGUGAGUUUGGGCCCAGAGUUCGGCGCCGUCAGCUCCGCUCUGAGGCCGAAAUGCAGGCGCCCAGAGCGGCUGUGAGCGUGGAGGUGAAGCGGGUGAUCGGAGCUCUCUGCAGGCUGUUGGCGGCCCUCGGUGUGCAGCCUGUCCCCGCGCCGGAGGCCUUCAGACGGGCAAAGUUCGGAGGAAAACCCGAGGAGGAACCGUUCUGGCAGCUGCUCUGCAGCAUCCUGCAGACAUCAGGGAUGGUUUCCUGUGAGAGCAGCUCCCUGCUGACAGGAGAGACCAGGAAGCUGGUGGCUGUGGGCCUGUGGCAGAGCGGUUACCACGGUGACUGGAUGUACGAUGGAGGCAGCUGCUCCAGCACGGACCUGCUGCUGGCGCUGGGCUGGCUGCUGGCUAGAGGAGCCCUGGAGAAACUGCUGAGCAGGCGGGUAGAGUGUCUGGACCCAGCGCUGCUGACGUCCGCUCCGCAGAAGCCAGAGUUUUCCGGUGAGGUGGAUGCUGCGUCGCUGAGGAGACUGCAGUGGCUGACGGGUCGUCUGAGACAUCAGGGUCGGACUCUGCUCGCCGCCGUUGGAGCGCGAACGCAAGCGCUGCAUGAUGUCCUUUUUACCAGCCAGCUUUCCUCUGCGGCUCCCUCUGCUGGCCAAAGCUCUACGGCGCUCACAGAGGACUGCGAUCGUCUCCAGCAGCUGUGCGACCUCCUGGACGCCUACGUGAGCUGGAACCAGACGGAGAAGGUUUUCUGGACCUGGAUGGACAGCGUGGCCGACCGCCGCUUCAGCAACCUUCAGGUCAGGACGCCCCCUAGGCACGCCCGGCAGAGUUUGGCGACCUGUUACCAUGGGAACCCGAUGCUGGCCAAGAUGGAGGAGAUGCUGAGGAGACUGCCUGACACACAGGAGCGUCAGAUGGAACUUCAAGAACGACGCUCCAAGGAUGAACACGGCGGGGCCUAUGUGGGCGGGGCCUCUGUGGGCAUUCCUCCCCUCUGUCCCCCUCCCUCGCCUCUCCUCUCUGCUCCCUCCAUUCAGGGCCCGUGUCGUGUCAGGCUGCAGGCUGAAAAGAUGCUUAGCCGUUCAUUGGAGCGGGCCCCCAGCGGGGCCGGGGCCCCCAGCAGGUCCGGGGCCCCCAGCAGGUCCGGGGCCCCGGGGGAGCUGCCUUGUUCUGAGGCUACAGAGCAGCUGCUUCAGGCCGAGGCUGUCCUCCUGCAGCGGAGGGACAGACGGCGUCUGGCCAACAGGAAGCAGCUGCAGGAGCGGAUGGAUGUUCUGGACCAGCAGGUCUUCAUCCCUCUGUAGAAGGUCCGUUUUAUCAGUUCUGAAUGACCAGCGAUGGACGGACUCGGACCAGGGGUUCUACUGGAUGCGGGUCAGAAAAGUUCUGAUUAAAGAAGCAAUAAAUCGGUGUCAUUUAGAACGCCGCAGAGAUGCUGGACAGCAGUUGCCAUGGAGACAUAUGCUGUGGCCUGAGCUGCUGGCUGAAGUUCUUCAAUCACUUACAUGAAAACAAUGCAGAACCUCCCUGAGAUCCCAUACUGAUACAGGAUCUGAUAUCAGGCUAAUCUCGGAUUAAAUAUCAAUCUGCAUCUGCCUGAAGUUUCUGGAACCGGUUGGUUCAUAAUCUGAGGAUCAUUUCUUCUCCUGUUGAUCAGUAUCAUUGAUCCCUUCAUCAAACCGUUGCUAAGUACAAAACAGGGAAUAAAAUCGUGAAUCGACCUGAUAUCGGAUCGAUGAUAGAAUCAGUCAUCAGAAGGUUAUAUCAGGACGUCCAGUAAGGCGGAAACGGGCCCAAAUAGAACAUGGAGGUUCUAUUCAGACGGUCCAGAUCUCCGGAUUAAAAUCCUCCUCAUUGGUCUGCUGUGAUAAUCUGAUAUUGAGGAACUAGAGGUUCUGUUGGGAUUAGCAUCUAGAGACGUUUGACGAUUUUCUUUCAGUGAAUUUAUUGAUCCCAAAAUAAACUGAGAUGCUGUGAAUCUUUUUCAUCCAGCUGUUGUCUCCUGUAGAGGUCCGUCUUCCAGUGACCGUGUUGGAGCCUCUGACUGGUUCCGAUGAAGAUGAUGCUCAGGGUUCUCCAUUACGUUCUUCAUCCUGCUUCAUUUUUCGACAGGCGGUAGACGACGACUUCAUCAGAUAUGAAACUGAAGCUUUGAGAGUUAAUGAAGUCAGUCUGGGAUUAUAAAGUAAAUCUGCUCAGUUUAUAAUUCAUUGAGAAACGUUUGGAGGGAUUUAAUCUGCUCUGGAUUCAAAUA